Messenger RNA from Hippoglossus stenolepis (Pacific halibut), 834 nucleotides. RefSeq names its product gamma-glutamylcyclotransferase b (gene ggctb). The transcript has 5 exons. NCBI's taxonomy places the organism in Eukaryota, Metazoa, Chordata, Actinopteri, Pleuronectiformes, Pleuronectidae. The record is from RefSeq and is a predicted model, not a curated record. Gene Ontology annotation, molecular function: gamma-glutamylcyclotransferase activity. The coding region runs from base 145 to 687 and encodes 180 amino acids.
UCCGGAGGCUCUCACUCUGACAUUUCACACAUACAACCCCUCCGGAGAAAGUCAGAAGGAUCUUCAGAGUUUAGUGCUUGUCUGAAAGCUGCUAUAGAGGCGGAUAAAAAAGGAUAUUCAAUCCUUUAAAAAACUGGCGCCAACAUGGAGAAUAACUGCACCUUCCUAUACUUUGCAUAUGGUAGCAACCUGCUGAAGGAGCGGCUGCAGCUCAGGAACCCCUCUGCAAUGGUAAACUGUGUGGCCAUGCUCAAGGACUAUAAAUUAGUGUUUGGGAACUAUAAAGGCCUUGCCAAUGACCGGUGGCAUGGAGGUGUGGCCACCAUAGAGCACAGCCCAGGGGACGAGAUGUGGGGUGUGGUGUGGAGGAUGAACAUGUCCGAUCUGGAGUCUCUAGACAGUCAAGAAAAUGUGACAUUAGGUGCGUACAACCCUGUGGAUGUAUCAGUGAACACAAAAGGCCAGGAGCUCAACUGUCGUACCUACAUAAUGUACAGCUGCGUGUACGCCCCACCAUCACCACAUUACCUACAGGUGAUAGUGAUGGGAGCAGAGCAGAACGGCCUGCCAAGGGACUACCAGGAGAAGCUGAGAGCAAUCAAGACCAACAUGUAUGAGGGUCCUCUGCCCAUGAUGGCUGAACUAGAGAGAGCAAAGGAGAAGGCCAACCACCGCUCUGACGCUUGAAGAUUCAGCCUGCGUCAGGUCCAGUUUUUAUCAUAGGAAAGAACCUGUAACACUGUUUACUUCAUGCUUAACUUAAUCCCACCUGCCAGGACUGUGACAGAGACCACUGUCAACGAAAGAUUUAAUAAAGAAUUCAUGGGUUCAGCA